CGUCGCUGAGAAUGGUGAAGCAGCGUCCUUGUCCGAGGCUAUGGCUUGCCGAGUGCUUGAUCCUCGCACCAGCGCUUCGCGUGUUUGGGCCUUCAACACGGGUGGUUCGCUGCGCUUCAUUGGCAACAGAACGGAGUUGCCGAGUGCUUUACAGCAUUUGUGGGACAUUGUCCGCAGAUAUACGCGUGAGCCAAUUGUGCCUCCACCCAUCAACUUAGGCAAUGCAGAACAACUUGAACUGCGAGAACUGUUGCUUGAUGUGAUGAGAGGCCACAAUCUUACUGACAAAGAGUUGGAAGAUGCUUUUCGUGGCUUCGUGCUCACACAAGACAAUAUGAUUAAGCUGGUUGAUGUAGCUGAGCGGCUUCGUGCUCACCUGCCUUGCAUCCUCAUGGGUGAAGCUGGUUGUGGAAAAACAGUACUGCUGCGGCUCACCACCCGCUUGUUGGGUGCUGGUGAGCUGGAUGAGCAGCAAGUGCACGCUGGCACCACGGAAGCUGACAUUUUGGAAGCGCUCAGCAGAGCGGAGGAGCUUGCUCGGAAGAAGGAGGAAUCAAAGAAGGAUGGUGGAACUGAGCAUAUGGUGGUCCAAUUCUGGGAUGAAUUGAAUACGUGCCCGCACCAGCCGCUUUUCAAGCAAAUCCUGGUCGACCGCGUCAACCCGAGCACCAACCAGCCCAUUCACAAGGGCUUGCGAUUCGUCGCCGCUUGUAAUCCUUGGCGCCGUGCAAGCCAAGGUAGCGUGGUGUGCGCGGGGUUUGAAAGCCCAGUCGCCCAAGAUGAUCGCCUGGCUGGCCUUGCAUAUCGAGUGCAUCCCUUGCCAGAAAGCUUGUUCACACACCUAUCCUCGUUUGGCCAGCUGGACCUUGACACUGAGCAGCAGUACGUCAAAGAGAUGGCAUCUCAACACCCACAGCUCCUAAAUCCUGACGACCAAUGGCUUAUACCAGAUCCAUUGACCAAAUCAAUGUGCGAUCAUGCGGCUCGAUAUGUAUGCAUAAUCCACAAGUUCUUCCGGGAUUUUGGCUCUUGCGUCUCGUUGCGGGACCCAAAUCGUUUGUUGAAGCUUUGGGGGUUUAUUCGCUGGGAAUUGAAACAGAGAGAGAAGCUGAAUAUGCCUAAGGGCUCCCUGACCCGUCACUUGUCAUCAGAUGCUUCCAAAGGAGAAGUGAAGUCCUUGGUGUUGGCGAUCCAUUUGGCCUACGAAAUCAGACUUCCUGAUCUGGAGAAGCGGAACGAGUUGCUGGCAACUCUUUUUGAUGGAUCCAACUUGGGUUCCCUCUUCCAGAAGUACUUCCCAGAGACUUGCAGCGAUGAGCUUGAGCGUAUCGAGACCUGGAGGGGAAUAGUAGAGCAAGAGCAGGACUACUGGUUGGAGGCCAUUGAUGUGGCGGACAAUAUUGCAAAAAUUCGUGCAUUGAGAGAGAACAUUUAUGCUACAUUGAUCUGCUCCAUGACCCGCACGCCCAUUUUCAUCCUAGGGAAGCCUGGUUGCUCAAAGUCCUUGACGGUGUCUCUUUUGAUCAGUGCCUUGGCCGACCCCUACAAAGACCAGCUGCUGCACUUGGCGAGCUUCAGUGUCCAGCCAUACCAGGGCAGUCGCCAGUCAACUUCGAGUUCCUUGCUCGCGGUGUUUGAGCGAGCACUGGCCAGACAGAAGAAGCUCCGGACUCUGAAUCGAAGAACACGGCCAUUGGCCUUGGUUUUGCUGGAUGAAGUUGGACUAGCGGAGCAGAGCCCUCACAAUCCGCUCAAGGUGCUCCACGCACGCUUGGAGCCACGACGGGCUCAAGAUGCAGUAUCGGUGAUUGCCAUCAGCAAUUGGGAGCUUGAUCGAAGCAAGUUGAGUCGUGGUUUGUUGUUGGCAUGCCCACCACCAUCAGAAUCAGACUUGAGCCAAACAGCUUUGGCGAUCAUUCGGGCCUACUUGGCGCACGAAAGCCAGAUCCGGGGCCAAUUGGAAGCCAGUUUGGGCCAUAUGGCAACUGCUUUCAUGGAGAUUCUAAAGAACCAGGAGCCUCAAGACUUUCACGGCCUCCGUGAUUGGUAUGGCAUGUGCUCGUUUGCAGCACGCCUGUUGCUGGCUGCAGAUGUGGAGAUGGGUUUCGGCUCCGAGGAGGUGAAGCAUGGAGCUUUGAUGCAUGCGGUCUCCCACGCUUUGCGCAAGGAAGCUGUACAACUGGUCAAGCUGUGCAGGGAGAGGGAAUUGCAGUUCGUUCCUGCCGAUUGGGCUUUGAAGAUGGCCGUCCUCAACAAUGUGAGCGGCAACCACUCUUCAGGUGCGCUUCACAAGAUGCUUCACAGCCUCAGCCAGGAAGAGAAGCAGGACUCCUACCAGUCGAUAUCAGCUCUUGAGCAAAUCUACCCAGAGGUACUCCAAGUGUCGAAUCGUUUGGAUAGUCUGCUUGGCGAUGUGGAUGGUCGCCAUAUCAUGGUGAUCACUGAUUCUCCUGGGCCUGUGAUUGCUUGGAUUCAGCAUCGUGCUCGUCAAAUAGCGAAUUGGAAUCCUGAGAGCUUGGUCGGAAGCCCGCUCGAGCAAGAUCAGGCGAGCACUGACAUGUAUGCUCAGUCUAUGAUCCAAGCUGCAAUCGUCAGUAUGGCUCAGGAAAGGCGGCUUCUCGUACUUCAAAACUUGGAUAUCAUCUACGCAGCCUUGUACGAUGUCUUCAACUCCAACUACAGCCGUGCCAGUGGCCCCAACAGUCAACGGUAUUGCCGAAUUGCUCGGGAAGGCUUCUGCAAUCCACGGUGUGCAGUGGCUGAUCAAUUCAAGGCAGUACUUGUGGUCACGAGGGAGCGUGCAGCUCGCUACGAGCCUGCGUUGCUGAACCGCUUUGCCAAGCUAGAGGUGGAAUUGGCAGAUUUGUUGGGUUCCAUGGACGAAGUCCUCGAGUGGCGGGAGGAGGUGGCGUUGAUGUGCCCAGCAGCAGAGGGGAAGAACGGAGAACUGCCAACUGACUUGGUUGCAGCGUGCCCAAUUGAUGAAGACGAGCCCGAUCUGAGCACGCUCUUGCAAAGCCUUACAUUGUCAGCUUUCAUGCGACAUGCUCAGCGCACAUCGCUUCACACUGGUGAGAUCAGUGCAAAGGAGGCCUUAUUCUCACCCCUGAUUUCGCCUGAGUUCUUGGAGGGUCAACCGAACUCGCCAUCGUGGUGUCGCAGCUCCAAGUCUCACUUUGGGGAGCUGCUGCAGCAGAUUUGCGAUUCUUUGGGUGAUUCUCAGCAGGACAUUGUGGAUUACCUGCGUUUCCAAUUGGAGUGGUGCGCUGGAGAACUCUUCGGCCUCCUCCAUGAAAAGCCUGGACUGCUUACCCAGUCUGCUUUGCAUGUCCUUGCGGUGGUGGCUCAUGGUGUUCGAGGGGAUGACGGAAGUCGAAGCAUUCGACCCUUCUUGUUGGCAGGACCUGUCACUGAAAGGACCGAUGCUUCGCCUGAUGUGAAGAUGUUUCAAUGGACUGGCAUCGCCGUGGAUCACUUCUCCCACUUAUUGCCAUGGGGAAUGCGGCCCGAGGAGCUCUUGAACGGCACGAUCAAGGAAAUUUUUGGUCUUCAGGACGAGUCACCUGAUCGUUUCCGAAGGAUUCUCGCUGAUGCAUUGCCUCAUGUUGUUCCACGCUUUGGAUCUGAACCUCAUCACGCAGACAGCUUUGUGAUCAUUCAAUCCUUGAUGCGAGAGAUCAACAGCAAACCGGAGCUUGUUAGUGGGAUUCGUUCUGUGCUGGCUGAGCAGCUUUCCUUGGAGGAGGCAGACUGGCGCAUGGAUGUUGCAAAGAACAUCGAGUUGUUGCGACGCACUGGCCCCUUUCAGCUCGCCCUCCUGUCGCACCUCAGACGGGAUGACAAGAUCCAACCGGUGAUCAAAGCAGUCUGGCAACACAGCUUGCACACAAGCUGCCCCAACAAGAUUGCGCCGGAAGAAGAUGCCAUCCAAAGUGUUCACUGGCGGCCAGUGGCUGAAUCGUUGUUGCACCACGUGCUCAGUUCGGCAAUUCACCAGGCUGAAUGGGAGCCAAUGCUUUCGCAGCGUCAUCCCGGUGAAAUGCGAACUUUGCUUAUGCCAGGGAGUGCUGCAGCCAUGCAGAUCUUGCUGCCCCAACUUCAAUCCAAGGAGGGGCUGCGGGAUCGGAACUUUAUUGAAGUAUUGAUGGAUCAAGCUGUUCAACUUGCAGCAGUGUUGCCACGAUGCUUGCCCGCUACGCUUUGUAACGCAUUGAAUGCAGUUGGCCAAUCACUGUCCAGCGGGAAGGCCGGCGAUGUAAUCGGCUUGUUUGGUGAUGACGUGAUCACUGAAAUGACUGCGCGUGCUUGUGCCAGUGUACAAGAAUGGCCGGGGAGCGCGACUUUUGAAUCAGUCCGUUUGCAUCUCCAUGUCAUCGUUCGUGCCUUGAUGCGCAACAUGGCCCGGCAACAGGCAGAUGAUGCUGGCAACCCCAUUGAUCAGCAGGAAUCAAAGCGUGAUGAGUAUCCGCACAUGUUGAAAGCUCUUCUGCCCGCAGUUGCGGCAGUGUUGCUACUGCCUCUUUCGCAGCAGGUCGCAGCCUUGCAAACGCAGUUUCCAACGUUACACACUUGGGCUGAUUGCUUGGAGGCUCUUCUGAACCCUUUUCCGCUGGCAGGCACUUGGAGAACUUUCUUUGAACGUGGGAUGCAGGACUCCUUGCAGCUCCUGCAGCAGCUCUCUGUGGCCAUUGAGGAUUUUGUCAUCACCGUAGGCUGCACAGACGCGAGCAUUGUCAGAGUUGCAGCCAUCAGCCACAUGCUGUCAUCCUCCAAAGGCAUUGCGCCAGACAAGGCCAUGAGCAUCUUAAGCUUUAUGAGGAACAAGUCCAACGUCCACUUGCUUGAGGCUGUGGCUGGUCUCAUCGAGGUGCAAGACAUUGAUACCGCCAUCCCACUUGUCGGAGUGUCCUAUGCUUUGCAGCUUCUAGGUGAGGAGUCUAAAAAAGAUCCUGCCGCACUCAAGGCUUGUCUCACACUUAUGAAUCAAGCUAUUCAGCGCUCAGACAACGAUUUCCAGAAGUUGCACCCUCUGAAAACAUACCUCCAGCAGAUCUCGAUCUAUUUGAUGGAGCACCUGAUGUCCAGGGUUGGGGUGUCAACCAUCAACAGCUGGCCUGAGGCGGAAGAAAUCGGCGAGAGAGUUCUUUCCGAAUCUUUCUAUGCACUGAUGGAGGAGCAGGAGGCCGGACUCACCACCAGUGCUACAGUCAUGCAUCUCUUGGAAGAUGUGUUGCCCUCCACAGCUCAAGGCUGCGGUUGGGACACGCCUUUGGUUGCGUGUUUGGCAGCUGCCUUAUCGACGACAUCUCAGCUGAGCUUGGUGAUCGCCAACCUAGUGAAGCAUUCACUCAAGAAAAAGUUAGGAAACCCGUCGAAGAGAGCUUUGCAGAUGUUGGAAGAUGCCUUCAAGAAAACUUUGAGUAUCCUUCAACGGCGAGAUCCUCAAAAGUCUCAAGUGUUUGUUGCUUUUGUGCUCGCGAGAGAACUCGUUUUGCACAGCGUGGAUGUGGUCGAGACUUAUUUGGAGACAGACAAUGAGGAGUUGCAACAGAGGCUCGAAAAAGUCUUGACCUGCAUUGUUGAGGCUUUGGAGAUGCAGUUUGCCGGAUCUACCAGGGUGGAUGCUGACACUGCCAUGCUGUUGUGCACCUAUGAGGGUCGAGAUCUUCGAGUGGAGCAGCUUCCUACAGCCUUUGCAUCGCUGUAUGUGGUAGCGGCAACACGACGACGGGAGGCACCGCUCCCAACGAACACAGCGAUCAAGCAUUUGUUGGAGGUCGUCGCUUUCAUCGCGGGGGGGGGUGACAGUGGCCUGCAUUGUUUCCUUGAGAGCUGCAGAGAUGAGAUGGUGACACUUUCCAAUGCCCUGGGCUUAUCGCUGUUGCUUCCAGACCAAAGCAAGGUUGCUGACAUUAAGACAGUAGUGAGCUGCCUGCACGAUCUUGGUUCAGAAGAGCAGUCGUGCUCGCAACAGGCUGCAAAACAAUUCGAAGGUCUGUGCCACGAAAAGCGCGACAACUUCCAAGCUUUGCUUCAAAGCAUGCGUGCAGUGGGAGAAGUUGCUUGCAUGCAAUGCUCAGCCGAAGAUGAAGAGACACUCGACCUAGCGGGCCGAAUCGCCAGAGAAUUGCCCAGUGUUCUAGGGCCGGCUGGGGUUCUGUUGCGCUUGAAAGCAGAUGAUGAGACCCCGUGGAACAUAGACUUCCUCAACAUGGAUGCCGAAAAGGCCUGGCAAGCAUCUAUCUUCGCGCACCUCAUUUGCUUCCUUGGGGCGGCCCAUGUCAGCAUCAACCGGAGGCAAGAGGACUUGCCACCAGCUAUCAAGCCAUUUGUUGCUUUCAACAGCAUCGACGAGCCGACUCUGAAUUCCACGUUUUGGCCUGGAGUGCCCAAUGAUUGGUGGCAGUCCUUGAGGUACUCAGGUUUGCACAAACACUUGCUGCCUGUCACAGGGAACAUAGUUUGGGGCCAGUGCCAGUGUGGGUACCGCUAUUGCUAUGCCGAAUGCGGUGCCCCUGUCUCUGCCGCAAAAUGUCCGAGCCCGGAGGGUGAAGGUCGCUGUACUUUGAUGAAUGGAGGCCAGAACCACACCUUUGCGCCUCACCAGCAGCUGAUCGCAGUGGUGGUUACUGCACAUCCACACGGAACGGGGUGGCCUCCGGUCUACUCCUCAAUGAGCCAAGGGUUCCCAGCUGCUUUUCGGCCUCCACCACCUUCUCCAGGUCUUUUUGCCUUGACGGAGGCUGACUUGCACAUCUCAGUGACAGAAAAGGAGAGAGCAGUGGUUUCCCACAGUCUCAUGUCUGAAACAGUCCGUCAAGAUUGGAAUCAGCCACUUGGUAAGCCUCCUGAUCCGAAGAGCGGUUUGCACCCAAUAGCAUUUCGAGUGCUUCAUCUUUUGAUCCACGCCAGUGCCCUGAUUGGGAUUGAGAUGGAAUGGGUACAGGAACGAGACAACAUCGUCCAACUCUUACAGGGACACCUUCGGCAGGUUGCUCGAAUGAACCCAGUGAGGAACGCAAAUGACACUGUGUGGUAUUUCAUGGCGAAUGUGGAAGCAGAUUUGGAUGCUCUUGCCAAGUUGUUGAAUGGAACCCUAGAAGUUGCAACGCUCUUCAUGCACGCUGUGCUUCAUCGACUGGGAUCCCUUCAGCCACAUGAGCAGCCAAGUGGACAGACUUUGACGAGUCACAAUGCUCGAGUUGCUUAUGAAACCUGGUUCCACAACACCAUCAUUCAGCCGAUCUUGGGUGAGAAAGGUGCAAGCGGUGACUUUCCACUGCCUGGCGUUCAUGCUCUACGUAGAGAGGCGGGCCAGGCAACCGACCCCAAUUUGCUCCUCAAAGCUGAUUUCCUUGCGCGCAGAGGUCUUCAAACUGGUGCCUGGGCAAACAUGAAGGAAGAUGUGCGCGCAGCAUUGCUGCCACACGUUCUCAGGCCAUUGGUAUCUGCCUCCAUCGGAGACACCUUUGAAGAACUUGUUGCUGCUAGCAUGGGGGGCAAUCGCUUCGUGAUUUUACGGUUGCUCAUGGCUGGAGUGGAGGAGGAGAGUGCCUCCUGGCGUAUUCUUCCUGACCUUGCACGUGCAGCCAGUCUGGCGUGGAUCUUGCCAUUCAUGCAGUUGGUCCGGGACAAGGAGGGGGGCAAGAUAACCAUGAGAGAAGCUCGCACCACAACGAUACGAAAAUGGCUUGAAAGCAGAGCAGGUCACGAGCAGCACCAUGCCUGGAUCACCUUCCGUAAUUUCGAAGCCGCUUGGAACGCAGCUUUGGCAUCCGACCAGUUACGAGAUGGCUGUGGAGUCAUUCGGCUUCCAAGAAUCACCCUAGAAUCCCCACUGGCAAUGGCUUGCCCUAUUGCGAAUCCUGAAAAGCCGCAGCAUGGUGACAUUGAAGUGGGAAAUCUAGACAAGCCAGAGCACAUUGCAUCACUUGGGUUGCAUCACCUUGCAGUGAGCCACAACAAGCUGAUAGCGCAGGUCAAUGCCUAUCUCGUUGCUUCGAAUGCCAUCGCCGCACAUGUGAGAGCUAGAUUACAUCCUUCAGCGGGACUGUGCCAGUCCAGUGGCCAGUGCCAACCCGCAGCAGAGACGUGCCACGACCAAAGUGUGCGACUGAUACAGAAAGCAAGUGCAACGGACUUGUUUGUUUUCCCAUCGCAGCUUGAGGAUGCUUGUGCAGUCGAAGAUGAUGUGCAUCCACAUGGGCCGAGAACCUUCCGAUUGGACUAUAAGAUCGGCACUUUUUGCCAAGACUUCUUUCAAGUUCCAUGGAGUGCAGAUCCCCCAGCUCGAGGUGAACAUGAUUUCGAAGCCAUGGAGAGCGAUCUUGCAUGGCGGCUCAUCGUGGGUCGACGGCCGCUCCAAAUCUGCAGUGACCUGGGUGAGGAACAGGACCACAGCAACCUGGACAAAGACAUCGACGCAUUCCCAUAUCGCAUUUUUCACGGCAGCGUGGAUGUGCGAAUCCUGAACCGUCUCAAAGGCUCCCGGCUGGUGCAACAAGUGUCGCUCAGUGAGGCUCUCAGUGUUCAAAAGGCUGAGGACCUGGAAAUCUCCUUCUUCCGCGACACGUCCCAUGCUUUGGAAGUGAGCAAAAUCACAGGUGAUUUGAUCGCCCUAUUGCUGGGGGUCAAUGUGGCGCAUGCUUUCCGCAGUGACAUGACGCUGCUCGAGUUCGUGGAAGUCUUCACUUUGGUUGACAAGGCACCCCACCAAGAUCGCAAGUGUGAAAAUCACCCGGAUGCACUGAUGCGAAUUGCAGACUUGCCGGACGUUGCCACAGUCCCACUCAAUGCGCUGGUAGCUUUACAUUUGCUUUCCAAAGAUAUGCUUGCAAUGACUCGGGGCGUAAGCAUCAAGACGCGGGACACUGGAACGGAGUACACCAAAUCCUUGGACCUUCCACCCCAGUUCAAAGACGGAUUGGAUAAACUCAAGGAGGAGUGUCCACAAGUGCUCGCGGUAGUAUGCCGUUUGGUGGCACGCACAGUGUACUUGGCAAGUGAGCUGCCACUGGAUCAUGAUCACCGGCAUGAUAAAGAAAAGUUCCAGAAAGCUCCUCCACUUUGUAUGCUUGUCAAGCAGAUGGACAUCUUGGACGAACUUGCGGAGGUUGGAGAGGGCAAAGAGGAACAGGCCGAAGAGCUGCUUGAGAUGCCAGUGCCACUUGAUCUUGAAUACUGGAAUGACUGGAACGAAGGACAUGCCAUCGCAGCGGUGAAGAUCUACCGUUCCUUGUGGUCCGAGAUCCGGGAACCGUAUCUGGCUCCUGCCAAGCCGGUGCUGGCUGCCUCCAAUGACCCAGCCGUCGCCAGUGGCAUGGCAAAGGGCUUGGCCACAUCCGGCUGGCUUCAGCCCAAGGUGGGUCGUGGACGUGGGCCGCGUCGUGUAAAGGGCUUCAAGAAGAAGGACCAGGAUGAGUCCGAAGAGGAUGGGGACUGGGAAGUGAUUGACCCAAUCGAUCCCACAUCUCCAGUGAAGACUCGGCCAGUGAAGGCUGGCAGAGGCAACAAAUCCAGUGCAGAACGUCAGAGACAGGAUCAGGCAGGCGCGACUUUCGUGGGUAAGGUGCAUUACUCAGGAAGCUGGGCAGACGAAUUGGCGGCGAUUAUGGCCGACAAGACUGCCGAGUCGUAUUCUGUCCGAACGAAGGGCGGACAAGGUUCAUCCAUCCCAUUUGUUGCUGGCGGGCAGCCGGGAGAGCUGGUCUCUACUCCCAUGAGCGAGGACUUCCCACUGAUUGUGAUCCCUAAGAAAGCUGAGGCAAAUCCUCACAAUCCUCAACGGCCACAAGGGCUUGAAGGACUUGACUUCAUGCGUGACGUGCUUGAGAAGUUCAUCAACCAGAGAGCAGGCGGCCCAGACCAUGGACGCACCAUUGAGAAGGAGGAUGCCAAACAGGUGGCCUUGGCCUGGGACGAUGUUGAGAUGAUGGGUGAGGCCCUCCAGCCGUUGCUCAUGCCGCUGGGGCAGGACGUCGACGUGACGGAGGAGAGAGGGAGGUUUGUCACUGAGUUCCACCAACACUUCGAGCAGCAGCAGAAUAGCAUGCCUCGACCAAUCAAAGAUCAUGUUCAGCCCUCACAGCUGCAAACAUGCAUCCUUGAAGCUAAAGGGUGGACCUUGCGCAAGUCACCGGGAGACGGGCACUGUCAAUUUCAUUCUGUCGGCUUUGCGGUGGGUGAAGGUCAUGAGACGGUGCGCUCUCAUGCACUUGCAUGGAUCACGCAGCACAGAGAGGAAUACAAGAUGAAGAUGGUAGUGGAACGCAAUGGCACUCCAGCCUCAUUCACCGACACUGUCGAAGAUGAUGAGUUGGAGAGCGCCUUGGACAAGUACAUCGCACGCAUGUCGGAAGGGGCUUGGGGUGACAACAUUACCUUGCAUGCCUUGGCCCACCAUUACCAGCGGGAGAUUCGCGUACUCACAGACAAUGUGAAGAAUGCCUGGGUGCAGAUUGAGCCAGGCUUCGGCAACCCCAUCUAUGUGGCUUUCUACGCGGAGUUUCACUACGACUCUGUGAUCACCGAGACACCGACUCUGUGA
Messenger RNA from Durusdinium trenchii, 10546 nucleotides. The record is from the annotation of a GenBank genome assembly. NCBI's taxonomy places the organism in Eukaryota, Dinophyceae, Suessiales, Symbiodiniaceae.